UAACCUUCAUAUGAUCAGUUAUAGACGACGAGUUUCUUGAAAGUGACUUUAUGUGUGUCAGUCAACGUAACAGUUAAGCAGAGUUACCUAGUUUCUAAAGUGUAUACCUACUUUGUGUUGUUUAAUAACAAACAGCGCGUAUUUAAAGAAUUUUCAGAAUAUCGUCUGAAUAGGAAGUCCUGUUUUAAAUAACCGGAAAAUGACGUGUAGAAACAAGAUGACAAAUUGGAUGCAGCUAUUUUUGUUUUUCUUUUCAUUUAAUGUAAUAAUGUUUACCGGAACAGCAGCUUCUGUUCAAGUUCCGAAAAUAAAAUUGAAUAAUGGAAUCGAAAUGCCUGUGCUUGGACUAGGAACAUGGAAAUCUAAGCCUGGUGAGGUGACACAAGCUGUAAAGGAUGCGAUUGAUGCAGGAUACAGACAUAUAGAUUGCGCCUGGAUUUAUGGAAACGAAAGGGAAGUUGGAGAAGGGAUUAGGAAGAAAAUAAAAGAGGGUGUUGUUAAAAGAGAGGACCUUUUCAUCGUUAGUAAAUUGUGGGAUACUUUCCACAGACCGAAGGACGUUGAACCAGCUUUAAGACAGUCCUUGAAUGCUCUCGGACUAGAUUAUCUUGACUUGUAUUUAAUUCAUGGGCCAACAGGAUUAAAGCCAGGAAGUGACUCAUAUCCCUUAAACAAAAAUGGGUUUGUUAUUCCUGAUGGAGUGGACUACGUCGAUACAUGGAAAGCCAUGGAAGAAGUUUAUAAAAAGGGCCUCACAAGAUCAAUUGGGGUUUCCAACUUCAACAAAAAACAAAUUGAACGACUGCUUAACUCUAGCUCCGUUAUACCCGUAACCAAUCAGGUUGAAUGUCAUCCCUAUUUAAAUCAAAAGAAGCUAGCGGACUUUUGUAAAUCCAAAGGAAUUGCUAUAACAGCUUACAGUCCAUUGGGUUCUUCUGAUAGACCGUGGGCAAAACCCGGAGAACCAAAGCUCCUAGACGAUCCGAAUCUUAAAGCCAUCGCCGAUAAACGUAAGAAAACACCUGCACAGAUUAUUCUGCGUUAUCUGACUCAAAGAGGUUUUGUUGCCAUUCCAAAGUCUGUUCAUAAGAAUAGAAUUCAGGAAAAUAUCAACAUAUUCGAUUUUCAACUAUCCCCCGAAGAAAUGAAAUACGUUGACUCAUUCAAUCGAAACGGAAGGUUGCUCAGAUUUGAAUCGGGAUCCAAGCAUCCAUACUAUCCAUUCCAUGAUGAAUAUUAAACAACCGUGUUGUGCAGAAAGGAAAUUUAUAUCUCUUUGAUUCGCCUUACGAUUAAAUUUUUAAGCAGUAUAAUGAAAUAUAAUUCUCUAUUUGUCUGUUCUCAUACACUAAAAGUUAGUAAAAACGGACUUAAUAUGUUUUAUGUAAUAUUCGAAAAUAAAUCAUUUCAUUUUACA
Molecule: messenger RNA, 1417 nt
Organism: Agrilus planipennis (emerald ash borer)
Lineage: Eukaryota; Metazoa; Arthropoda; Insecta; Coleoptera; Buprestidae
Product: aldose reductase-like
Exons: 7
Coding region: 200-1240 (346 amino acids)
Cellular component (GO): cytosol
Molecular function (GO): aldose reductase (NADPH) activity
Source: RefSeq, a predicted model, not a curated record